This is a messenger RNA of Cydia strobilella, 1740 nucleotides long. RefSeq lists its product as uncharacterized. The record is from RefSeq and is a predicted model, not a curated record. The transcript has 13 exons. Bases 55 to 1728 code for a protein of 557 amino acids. Lineage: Eukaryota; Metazoa; Arthropoda; Insecta; Lepidoptera; Tortricidae.
GGUUAAAUUGUCAUAUUAAAUUUGUACACAUUUUUUACGUUUAAUUAUAUCAAGAUGGACAAUCAGACGGAAACACAGAUCAAUGACCAGGAGAUUAUGAAGAAGAAAGAAGAUGAGCAUUUAAUGUUACAAAGACAGUUCCGGAUAAUACAACGAGACCGGGCCCACAGAACAGUAGGGGUGCACCCGAUGUUCCGAAGACAGGAUAUCCUGCUGCGCCAGCUGCGUAAGGACUACCGCAGUAUGAAGGAAGAUUUGAAGAUCGCGACAACUGGUGUGCACAAGAAGAACGAAAAGCGAAUGAAGGCGGAGCUGCAGCGAUCCUUGUUGCUAAGAGAGAAAACAGAACACCAGUGUGAGAGUCGAAUAAUCCUUAUGGAGCAACUGGAAGGACUGCUGCAGCGCGAUCACAAAAACUUGCUGGAAUUGAAAAGGCGCGUCAACGCUUCUAUGGGCAAGUUGAAAGAGAGAGCUCAACAAGGAGAGACUCGUCUAGUGGCCACAGAGAAUAAGCUGGAGACAGCCAACCGCCGUUUCAACGCUGUGCAGCAUGAGAACAAGCAGAUACGCGAGCAGAUCGAGCAUAUGCUUAAGGACAGGGCCAUCUUCAACCAGAACUGGUCUAAGAUGUUAUCAGCUCUCUGCAAAGGAAAGAAGUUCCUUACAGACCUGUUCGAGUCAUCGUCAGUGGCAUACGACCAGCGGGAUGAGUGGUGCACCAAACUGCGGUCUUUGACGGAGAAAGGGCGUGUGGAUCAGACGAUACAAGUGCAGGAAAUGCGAGACCUCCAAAAAGCGUAUGACCAUGAGAUGAAAACGUACAAGUUCUUGGCUGCGAAGGGGGUGAAGAGAGUUAAUGAGAGUGUGGAAAUAGAGCAAGAAGAGAUGCAGAGAAAGAAAGAAGAGCAGUGGCAGGAGGAGUUGGACUACCACACCAAUCUGCUUAAAGAUAUAGAGAACUACGCCCAGGAGACUAACGCACAGAAAAUAAUAGAAGCGUUCGAGAAGACCGAGCAAGAAAACUUCUCCGUAUACCGGCUGCUAACUGAUUUCUGCGCGGAGAAUAUCGUUCUGAGCAAGGAACUUGGAAAAAUCCGACGGGAAAUCGCUGAUCGUAAAGAUUUCAACGAGUUAGUGGAAGUGCGACAGAGAGAGAACCUAGAGCAACUGAGACAGAAGCUGGAAGAGAUGAAGAGCAGGACGGAAAUACUGCGGAUGAAGGAUAGAGAGAAAACCAAGCUGUUGGAGACUAAUAUGGAUAAGAUCAGCGACAUUUUUAGAAUCUUAGACCUGUCCCUGGAGCCGUUCCAGAAUCUUCUAGGAGACAAGCAGCCAUCUUUGCACCAGCUGGGUCUGACGCUGUGUCUCAUUAAUGAGAAGACCAAGGAGCUCAUUGAGACUGCCUAUUAUUUGGAGCGCAAGGCCCAAAAGAGGAGCCUAAGCACAUCGCGUAAGAAAUACACAGUGCAACAGCCACAUAUAAAGGAGCUCUCUCCUCUACCGAUGAACAUGUUGGUUCCAGCUGAUCCUUGCCCAGCGUGCACCGAAGCCCGCUGGUUCUCCCGCAUAUCUGAGACCCUGGAGGCGCCUCUUUCCCGAGACGGUGCGAUUCUUGCCCUGCGUGCUCUCGCUGCGGAGCCGGCCUAUGAGCGAAGCGACCGCGUUCACCAGCUGCAAGACUGCCGCUUGCCAGCUAGCCGUAUUGUGCUGGCUAAACGUUACUUAUAAAAGUUAUACACA